AUGCCUCAUACAGACUCGCAGAACUCCACACAUCCUUCGACCCCUCCAGAGACACGUAUUGAGCUGCGGGACUUGGGGGCACGCCCACCAGAUUCUGCAGAUAUAGCGGAUUGGGAGCAGCAACACAGCAGAGGAAGGAGUCUGCUUGGAGGAGGUUCUCGACCUACUAGUGGUGGUAAUGCUGGUCCGAGAUACGAAAGACUGGGAGACGCAUCUCCUAGUCCGACAGAGAGACAGAGAAAUCGUGGACCGCCGUUAACAGUACCUAGUCGGCAGCUACGGUCUGUGGGUGAUGAGCAUGGGACGCCAGUAUCACCAGUUGGGAAUCCCGCGGAUUUCCAAGCUGCGAUGGGUUUUGCGGGGCUCUUAGUUCCAGACAUCAGUGUAUCGCAUGCACCACUCACCCAUACAUCUUCAUAUGGCUCUGGAGACUUUGACGAUGGACGUUCAUCAUUUGGCGAGCAGAUAAGAUCACCAUAUGGCGAUUCAGCAGGCGACGACCCUUCAUACUUUCCCUCAGAGUCCGAUACGGUACCACUGACUGACCCGACUUCAUUACAACUUCCAAGUGGCGUCCGACCAACUACUCCCGAUGGCCAGCGGCAUGAUAGAUCAAGGUCAAGUUUUCAGAGUAUUAACUUUGAUACUCCAGAUACGGCUUAUAGAGGCUCACGGCUAGGUGAUGACCUUAUGGAUGUAGAAGCUGGUGUGUCUCCACAUGGAGGUCGGUCGAGAUCGCACAGUUAUGGCAACGCUCUCACCCCUGAUGGGAGGACUAGAUCACGGUCACCUUCCAAUGUCGGAGCUUUAUCAAGAGCUGGCUCGAUAAUGAGAGCUAUGUCGACCCGUGUUGUUAAUCCCGAAAUUGCUGAGAUUACCGCUCGAAUUGAAGCUUCACGGGAUGAAAGCAUACCCAGUACCCUUGGCAGUCUGAGUGACGAAUCUGAGACGAGAUAUCAGCCAAAACGCAAGGAGAAUCCGCUGGCGGCCGGUCCCAAUUAUCGACAAAACUUACCCACAGCGCCAGUAGAGAAGGCCAUGCGUUUCUUCGGUGGCGCCCAACCUGAGCCCGAAGAUGAUGAGGAACCAGACCAGCCUCCAAACCCUUUGAGAGGCAAAACGCUCAACUUUUUUUCUCCAGAGAGUAAACUCCGAAGGAAACUAUGCGAUAUUCUAGUUUAUCCCUUGACCGAACCUGCCAUCUUGAUUCUUAUUGUUGUACAGACAGUCCUACUAGCUGUGGACGCUUCUCAAAACGUAUACGAGCAUCCGCGACCGACACACUUUGGCCAAUCUCCAAUAGACCUAGCUCUACUCGGUCUCUUCGUCAUCUUCACUAUAGAGAUGAUAGCCCGUAUCAUCGUUUCUGGUUUGAUUUACAAUGCAGCAGAAUACAGUUCAAGGCCUGGUAAGAAAGGCUUCAAAUCGGCAAUAAUGGACAAAUACGAAACUGUAUUCAAGCCUCAAAGGCAGCGUUCUUUGAAAAUUCCACGAAAUGGUUCUGUCAACGCUCCUACGGUCGUGCGCUCCUUCACUGCCAUACAAAGUGACAGCAUCAGGACUGUAGAGCAAGCUCAGCGAUUACAACUAGCCAGGCGCGCAUUCUUGAGGCAUUCAUUCAACAGACUUGAUUUUUUAGCCGUCAUUGCAUUCUGGACUGCAUUUAUCUUAGGUCUUACUGGAAUUGAGGAUAGCUUCCAUCUCUACAUUUUCCGCAUGCUAAGCUGUCUACGCAUCGUUCGAUUGCUGGCUCUUACGAAUGGUACAGCAAUUAUCCUACGGAGCUUGAAGAAAGCUGCACCGCUGCUAGUCAAUGUGUCAUUCCUUAUCGGAUUCUUCUGGCUUCUCUUUGCGAUUAUCGGAGUUCAAAGCUUCAAAUCAAGUUUUGAUCGUCAGUGCGUCUGGAUCGAUCCCAGUGAUCCCUUCAACAAUAGUGGCUUAGCUUAUACCCAAGUCUAUCAAUUUUGCGGAGGCCAAUUCAACAAUGAGACUGGAGCGCCUGAGCCAUAUGUGACUGGCACUUUCGGCAAUGCUAUAAACCAAGUCGAUUCGGUCAUACUACAAAAUGGCCCAACCUCGCACAAGGGAUACUUGUGUCCUCGGGGUUCUUACUGCCUUCAGCUCUUACCAGACCAGCUCCCAUACAAUGGUACCGUCAGCUUCGAUAAUAUCUUUCAGUCGCUGGAACUUGUCUUCGUUAUCAUGACCGCAAACACGUUCACGGAUCUCAUGUACUACACUAUGAACUCCGACUACUUAGCUGCUGCGCUAUUUUUUGCCGGCGGCAUCAUGAUCAUGAUGUUGUGGCUUCUCAAUUUGCUCAUUGCAGUCAUCACUUCUUCUUUUCAGGUAAUUCGAGAAGAGGGAAGAGCCAGUGCAUUCGCAGCCCAUGUGAAAGGCAUGCUGCAGACAAAGGAGUCAGACACACCAAGACGGAAAAGCAAAAUGAAGGCUCUCUAUGACAAGACAUACUGGCUUUGGAUUAUCGUCAUUGCUUAUGGCUUGCUCUGUGAAGGAUUUCGGAGCUCCAUAAUGUCCGUCGAGCGUGGAAAGUUCAUCAAUGAAUCGGAGGUGGUUGUUACAUUCAUCCUGCUGGUCGAGAUCCUGAUUCGUUUCUCUGUGGACUGGAGAGGGUUCUUUCAAGACAACAAGAACUGGGUCGAUCUUGCCCUCGCGGUCAUCACAACAGUCAUUCUCAUACCGCCCAUUAUGAGCUCUGGGCAACCAUAUGCGUGGUUGUCAGUAUUCCAAAUCCUGCGAAUUUACCGUCUGAUUAUUGCGGUACCGAUCACUAGAGCAUUGAUCAUGCUCGUGCUCGGAAACUCGAGUGGUAUUGCGAACUUGAUGCUCUUCGUGUUUUUGACCACUUUCUUGAUGUCAAUCUUCGCGGUACAGCUCUUUCGGGGCGAAUUAACUCAGACAGAUCCUUACGGAAAUGUUAUUCAUAUCACCUUCUUCACGAUAUACAAUGCUUUCCUAGGCAUGUAUCAGAUACUUUCUAGCGAAAACUGGACCAUCAAUCUCUACAACAUUACCGCCUUCGACACUGCACGCAACACUGCCUGGAUCGGGGCAGUUUUUUUCAUUGGAUGGUUCAUUCUGGGAAAUUUUAUCUUGGUGAAUAUGUUCAUAGCUGUCAUCCAGGAAAAUUUCGACGUGUCAGAGGACGAGAAGCGCAUGCAUCAAGUCAAAUCGUUCCUCAACAGAAAGGAAUUAGGCAACUCUUCCAGUAACCUCUCGCUUUCGGCGAUUUUCCGCUUUGGUCGGAACAAGUCUACCAAGGACCCUCUGGAUUACGGCCCCGCGACCAUGGAAAUGCUCUUGAAAGAUGCAGUAGUAAAAGACUUCCUCGACGACGAAGCGGACAAUGCAGACCAGCCAACAACUCCGCCUAGCAAUACUCCCCCGGUAGAGACUGCUUCUGUAAAACCAGGGUUCAUAUCUUCUUUAUGGGGCCGAUUUAUGACUCGAAUUUGGAAUCGAGAGCCCAAUCCAUUCUAUUCCAAUAUCCAAUUUUCUCUCGGUCCCGACGAGCAAACUGAUGCCAGGACCAUGGCCAAGGAGGCUGUUAACGCCACAUCCCAACGGAAGAAAGCACAACGAGAAUUCUUGGCUCGACAUCCCAAUUACAAUACUGCUCUCUUCAUUUUCAAGCCACAAAAUCCCAUUCGUCGCCUAUGCCAGAAGAUCGUUGGUCCUGGCAGAGGUAGUGAACGAUUCGACGGCGUGGAACCAAACACAAUCGUCUGGUACACGUUCUCUGCAUUCAUCUAUGCCGCUAUCGUCGCCAUGGUUCUUCUUGCAUGCAUUACCACUCCGCUCUAUCAAAAGGAGUAUUUCAACACACACACAUUCAACGUCAGGAACUGGUUCGUAUGGGCUGACAUGUCCUUUGCCGCGCUUUUUACCAUCGAAGCACUUAUCAAAAUCAUCGCUGAUGGGUUCUUCUGGACUCCAAAUGCUUAUUUCAGGAGCACAUGGGGCUUCAUUGAUGGUAUCGUACUGAUCACAUUCUGGAUCAACGUUAUUACCUCCCUCUCGAACGAUGGUGCCGUGUCGAGGGCCGUUGGCGCCUUUAAAGCCCUAAGAGCUUUGAGAUUACUGAAUGUCAGCGAUAGCGCCAGAGAUACGUUUCACUCUUUAAUCACAGUGGGAAUCUGGAAAAUCGUUUCAGCUGCUUUUGUUUCCCUGUCUCUGUUGAUUCCAUUCGCUAUUUACGGAGUCAAUCUCUUCAAUGGACAGAUGCUGGCGUGCAAUGACUUGACAGGAACUGUUUCCAACAACCUUUCUGACUGCUUUGGAGAAUACACGAACACGCCGUACAGUAACAAUUGGCCUGUUCUCUCGCCCCGGGUGGUUUCAAAUCCGUACUACAGUUUCGACAAUUUUGGAAGUGCUUUGUUCAUUCUCUUCCAGAUUGUCUCCCAAGAAGGAUGGGUAGACGUAAUGUGGAGUGCAGAGUCAAUCACAGGCAGAGGACUUCAACCCGCUUCCUACGCCGCCCAAGGCAAUGCGAUGUUCUUCGUCAUUUUCAACCUCCUUGCCACGGUCUUUGUGCUCACUUUGUUCAUUUCCGUGUUCAUGCGGAAUUACACUGAGCAAACAGGUGUAGCAUUUCUGACUGCAGAUCAACGGUCUUGGCUUGAGCUCAGGAAAUUGCUCAGACAAGUCUCGCCAUCGAAGCGACCUUUGAGUACCGAGGGAAACAAAUUCAAAGACUGGUGCUAUAAGAGAGCUGUUAGAAAACACGGCAGAUGGCACCAAGCAAUGACGAUUGUGCUUGUGUUACAUUUGCUGCUCUUGUUGGUUGAAUAUUAUCCAGAACCUGCAUGGUGGGAUUCAGCCAGGACUUACAUCUUCCUCGGAUUCACUGUCUUUUACACAGCCAAUGUCAUAGUACGCAUCGUUGGGCUGAGUUGGUCACGUUAUCGAAGGAGCUCGUGGGAUCUAUAUGCACUUCUUGCUGUUGCUGGCACUCUCGCUUCGACGGUCCUCCUCCUUACACAAAUCGGCAAACAAAGCUACAUCCAAUUGCACAAGUUGUUCUUGGUAGCAAUAGUUCUCUUACUCAUUCCACGCAAUGACGCAUUGGACCAGCUAUUCAAGACAGCUGCAGCUAGUCUGACAAACAUCGGUAAUCUCUUGGCGACUUGGUUCGUCCUGUUCCUGGUCUUUGCCAUUGCAUUAACACAAACCUUUGGCCUUACUCGGUUCGGAAGCAAUGAGACGGACAAUCUCAAUUUCAGGACUGUGCCAAAAGCAUUGAUUCUACUGUUCCGCAUAUCCUGCGGAGAAGGUUGGAAUCAGAUCAUGGAGGACUAUGCCACGAUAUUGCCACCACUAUGUGUUGACGAUCCCAGCUUCUUCAACAGCGAUUGCGGCAGCACUCAAUGGGCUAGGGCACUCUUCAUAUCUUGGAACAUACUGAGCAUGUACAUUUUCACCAGUUUGUUCGUCUCGCUCAUCUACGAAAGUUUCAGUUAUGUCUACCAGCAUUCCAGCGGACUAGGCAAAGUGAGCCGAGAAGAAAUUCGACGGUUCAAGCAGGCGUGGGCAACACUUGAUCCUGAGGGAACGGGAUUCAUUUCCAAAGAGCAGUUCCCACGCCUUCUUGGAGAACUAUCGGGAGUCUUUGAGAUGCGCAUAUACCCACAUGAACAUUCAGUGCGAAGGAUAUUGGAAGAUAUUCAAUCAGAACCGACAAGCGGUAGAAUAGUGUCUAUGGCAUCCACCAGCGCGGCUCCUACUGUCAAUCUGAAAUCCCUUAACAAGCGGCUUGCCGAGAUCGAUCCGGUCGCUAUCCGACUUGCAAGGGCACGAUAUAACCUAUUCUUCGAAGAAGUCAUGGUCUCUGCUGAUGUUGACCGUGGCAUUUCUUUCACGACUGUUCUAAUGAUUCUAGCCCAUUAUAACGUCAUCAGCGACAACAAAUCUCUGAAACUUGAAGAAUUUUUGCGUCGCCGUGCCCGCCUCCAAAGAGUCGAGGAGGAAGUCCGAAGACGCAUUGUCCUCGGUUUCUUCGACACCAUGUACUGGUCUAGAAGAUUUAGAAAACAUCUCGAAAGCAAGAGGUCUGGUCGCAUGACGGACAUCCCACAACUUGGUCCCGAGGUUUUCGUCGACGACGAUGAUAUCGCCAAGCAGGCUAGAACGAAGGUCUCACCUCUUCUAUCACCACCGUCGCCAAUGGAUAAGAGCGACACUCGAUCAUCAUUUAUUGCUCACGGCUUAGAUGGAGCCGCAAGACACCGAAGGGGAUCUUCUCUCGGCGGCCAGUUGCCCCCCGGACCGUUGUCACCGGGCAGUCCUGGCAUAUCUCCAGGCGUGUCUCCCCGAGGGUCUCCUCAACUUUCACCACACCGACCGACCAACUCGGCAUACAGCUUCGAAGGAGGAGAGCUCACUGAAGGAGCCGGGUCGGCGCACAGCAGUCGACGUGGCAGUGCCGUCACGGCAGAAAAUGUGCUGGAAGUGCUCGACAAUUCAGCUUGGGGUGAGAGUAUCCGACGCAGUUUCACGAUGAGACGACCCAAUCGGGGAGGAACUGCGUGA
Mollisia scopiformis is the source of this 6552-nucleotide messenger RNA. Its product is annotated as BcCCH1, calcium channel protein. Gene Ontology annotation, cellular component: membrane; voltage-gated calcium channel complex. Gene Ontology annotation, molecular function: high voltage-gated calcium channel activity; calcium ion binding. The transcript is spliced from 5 exons. The record is from RefSeq and is a predicted model, not a curated record. The coding region runs from base 1 to 6552 and encodes 2183 amino acids. Gene Ontology annotation, biological process: calcium ion import across plasma membrane. Lineage: Eukaryota; Fungi; Ascomycota; Leotiomycetes; Helotiales; Mollisiaceae.